This is a messenger RNA of Coniosporium apollinis CBS 100218, 729 nucleotides long. RefSeq lists its product as uncharacterized. The record is from RefSeq and is a predicted model, not a curated record. The transcript has a single exon. Bases 1 to 729 code for a protein of 242 amino acids. NCBI's taxonomy places the organism in Eukaryota, Fungi, Ascomycota, Dothideomycetes.
AUGCAUCCCUCCCUCCCACCAGACCCCUUAACCCUCACAGGCGGCUGCUUCUGCUCCGCAAUCCGCUACACCAUCUCCAUCCCCGCCCUCGCUGACCGCCCGCCCGCGAUCCCCGAUCCAGUUGCCCCUUCCCCAGACGGCAAAGGGACGCAAUCCGCACCCACGCAGCUCCCGAUCAUCGACCUGGACCAUUGCGAGUCCUGCCGGCGCGCGUGUGGCAGCCUCUUCCAGACCUGGAUAAUCCUCCCGCUCGACUGGGUCUCAUUCAGCCUUGUGAAGCGAGAAUCCGGCCAGGGGGUUCAGGGCCCGCUGGCCAACCGCCAUGGCGGUGAGGGCGGCGAGGACGAGGCCUCCAACCUGCUCAAGCCCGACACCGCCUCCGUCGGAGUCCCAAAUGACGAGCUACGGUCCCAAACCUACCUCGGCACCUACUGCUCGCGCCCAAACCGCAACAGAACCUUCUGCGCCCGCUGCGGCACCGGUGUCGUGUUCUUCUAUGAUGGCGAGAGGCCGCCCGAGCAUUCGGGGCCGAGGAGCAUAGAUAUUGCGCUCGGCACGCUGGAUAAGGCGAGUUUUGAGACGGAGGGGCUGAGGCCGGAUAGGCAUUCGUGGUGGACAGAUGGGGUCAGGUGGGUGCAGGGGUUGGUGAGGGAGGGAGAUGGGAGCGUGGUGGAGGGAGGGUUGGUUAGGCAUCCGAAGGGGGCUUAUCAGGAGGCUGUGGUGGAGUAG